Molecule: messenger RNA, 3035 nt
Organism: Poecile atricapillus (Black-capped chickadee)
Lineage: Eukaryota; Metazoa; Chordata; Aves; Passeriformes; Paridae
Gene: HTR2A
Product: 5-hydroxytryptamine receptor 2A
Exons: 3
Coding region: 1051-2466 (471 amino acids)
Biological process (GO): G protein-coupled receptor signaling pathway, coupled to cyclic nucleotide second messenger; chemical synaptic transmission
Cellular component (GO): plasma membrane; dendrite
Molecular function (GO): G protein-coupled serotonin receptor activity; neurotransmitter receptor activity
Source: RefSeq, a predicted model, not a curated record
UGCGCGCGCUUUCUUUUGUGUCACUUCAAGAAGGGCUCUGAUAUUAUUAUUACUUUAAAUAUAGCUUGCCCUGGGGCGGGGAAAUGCACAAGGAAAGAGCCGGCAAGCAGCCUAUCUCUCAGAAGAAAAGAGCAAGCCUCGCAGCGCAGGAACUGGCUUCACUCAAGUGUGCAAUUUAGAAGUCAGAAAACUAUUUGAAUUACCACCAUUGUGGAGGAGGCUGAAGAAAAAAGACACAGAACUGGCUAAACACAGAGAAGAACAUGGUAAACCAGGGUGCAAAGUGCAUCUAUUUGCAGUUUGAAAGUGGGCUCUGAAGUGCAAUGUAAGUCUUCCUUAAAUUGUAUUCUUUUAUAACAGUACCUAGUAGUUUAAUUUCCAUUCCGAAGCCAUGCUGGGCCAAAAGGUACAAUUAGCUACAAAAAUCAGCAUGGAGCAGAAUUUGUAGUCUCUGAUAUGAGGCUGAAAAUAAUUCUGAAAUACAACAGAAGACAGAGACUAUCAGCCAUAUUAUGGAAGAUGCACUAAAAAUAAGAGCAUAUUUAAUUAUUUCAAGAGAAACAUGCUGGAUGGAAUUAUUAAUCAACUUUCUUAAUAGAGAAGCAAGAGCUUUGCUGUUUAAUAAGGCAAGUUAUUUUAAUGCUGCUGUGUUUAAAAUUGUGUGAUUACAGUUACCAAUAGCAAUAAGAUGUAGCUCCAGAGAGGAGUCCUAGUGGUUGCAAAAGUUUUAUGUCUUUUAUUUCUCCAACCUUUUUGCUCUCUGAAGCCUCAAGUCCACAUUCUGUAUCCUACAGCCUGGUUUUACUUUUAAGCUGGAUUUUCAAUAUAUGCCAACACUGGGCUUCCUAUGGAACUGAAAACAACAUUUCAGCUUUCGGAGUAAUUCUGGUAUGUUUUUCUACAUCACACUAGUGGCAAAAAUACAGUCGACAAAAGAUUGUGCUCCUUCAACUUCUGGCAUGGAGAGCUGAGGAAUAUAAUGCCCAAUGGUGACAAAGGGUGAUAAUUUCCUGUUUUUCACAAUUUAUCUUUGUGGUUUUGGACUUAGCAAUGGAUAUUCUUUGUGAUGGAGAGAGCUCUGUGAACCCAACUGCAAACUCCUUCAUACAAAUAAAUCAUGAGAGAAGAUUCUACAGAAAUGUCUAUGGAGCUGGAGAAAUUAAUAUAUCACAUCUCUGCAACUUGACUGUGAACUCUGACAACCUAACCAAUCUUUCAUGCGAAAGUAACAUGAGCCCACCGUGCUGCCCUUCACAGAAAAACUGGCCGGCUUUGCUGACAGUGAUAGUGAUUGUUUUAACCAUUGCUGGAAAUAUUCUUGUCAUCAUGGCUGUUUCACUGGAGAAAAAACUACAGAAUGCCACUAACUAUUUUCUAAUGUCACUUGCAAUAGCUGAUAUGCUGCUGGGUUUCUUUGUCAUGCCUGUGUCCAUGUUAACCAUACUGUAUGGAUAUGAAUGGCCCCUACCUAGAAAGCUCUGUGCCAUUUGGAUCUACUUGGACGUGCUCUUCUCCACAGCAUCCAUCAUGCACCUCUGUGCCAUCUCACUGGAUCGCUACAUUGCCAUCCGAAACCCCAUCCACCACAGCCGCUUUAACUCAAGAACGAAGGCUUUUGCCAAAAUAAUUGCUGUUUGGACCAUAUCAGUUGGUAUCUCCAUGCCUGUACCUGUCUUUGGACUACAAGAUGACUCCAAAGUAUUUAAGAAAGACAUUUUUAAGAAAGACAUCUGCUUACUCGCAGAUGAAAAUUUUGUUCUAGUAGGUUCUUUUGUGGCAUUCUUCAUCCCUCUAACCAUCAUGGUUGUCACUUACUUUUUAACUAUCAAGUCGCUGCAGAAGGAAGCUAUGCUAUGUGUGAAUGACAUUGGCCCUAAGACCAAGUUUACUUCAUUCAGCUUCCUCCCUCAGAGUUCCCUGUCCUCAGAGAAACUCUUUCAGCGCUCCUUGAACAGAGAUACAGGGACUUCAGGGAGGAGAACAAUGCAAUCCAUCAGCAAUGAGCAGAAGGCUUCCAAGGUCCUUGGCAUUGUCUUCUUCCUGUUUGUUGUGAUGUGGUGCCCAUUUUUCAUCACCAAUGUGAUGGCUGUUAUUUGCAAGGAGUCAUGCAAAGAAGAGGUCAUUGGAGGGCUUCUUAACAUAUUUGUUUGGAUUGGCUAUCUUUCUUCAGCUGUCAACCCUCUCGUGUACACGUUGUUCAACAAAACCUAUCGCUCAGCUUUCUCUCGCUACAUCCAGUGUCGCUACAAGGAGGAGAAGAAACCUUUCCAGCUGAUUUUAGUGAACACUAUCCCAGCACUUGCAUAUGACUCCAGCCAGCUCCAGCUAGCACAAAUGAAGAGUUUGAAAAAAGAGGCGAAAAUGAUGGCUAAGGAUUACUCGACGGUCACGAUAGGAGCACAUCAUUUAGAUGGUACCUCCAAGGGAAGUAUCGGCCCAGGGAACGAAAAGGUUAGUGGUGUGUGAUGGUCAGCAGCUGCCAUGACAACCACUGUGCUUGUGCUGAAAAUUUCACCUGCUGUGAGAAGCUCUGAUAGCUUAGGAAAAUCAGCUGUGUCUAAGAGACCUUCUGACAACAUCAUAUACUCCUCACAUUAUCCUGUGGAUGAAAAGCAGGGUUGAAAGGGUAUCAAAUGUGCAAUUUUUUUUCAUACAGUACUUUGGCUGUUUUAAGCACAGGCUUUAUUAAACUUAUUUUUUUAAUAUUCUAAAGAAUAUAUUUCUUAAAGAAAAAAAUGCAAUUUCUGGUAUUAUAAUAUGGGCUAUGAAGAAACCUACGCAUUUCUUUUCUCUUUGCAAAUGAAAGCUAAGCUGUCCUUUGAUGUUCUCGCAGAGUAGGCUCCAGCUAGUUUGUCUUGCUACAAUUGAGUUUUGUUAUCAUUAACUGAAUGAGCACUUUAUGGAAUUUUAAAUAAAAUGAUGGUUCAUUUGCAAAUAUAUAUUUAAAAUAAAUCUUAAAGUAUUAAACAAAAUCUAUUAAAACUGCUAUAGAUUAAUUAUAUGGACAUUUUGUUAACUGUUUUUAUGCCAUUUUU